This is a messenger RNA of Saccoglossus kowalevskii, 1109 nucleotides long. RefSeq names its product leucine-rich PPR motif-containing protein, mitochondrial-like. The record is from RefSeq and is a predicted model, not a curated record. NCBI's taxonomy places the organism in Eukaryota, Metazoa, Hemichordata, Enteropneusta, Harrimaniidae. Gene Ontology annotation, cellular component: mitochondrion; nucleus. Gene Ontology annotation, biological process: regulation of mitochondrial translation. Gene Ontology annotation, molecular function: protein binding; mRNA 3'-UTR binding.
CCAGAAACUCACAUGUGUAAAUCAAAAUGGCGUUUCUACGGAGGUCUGCUAGGAUCGCAAGAUAUUUGGCUGCGUCUCCUCAAAAUUGUGUUCGAACAGUAAUCAGACCGAACCAAAGAUUAUUUGUCGUUGUUGAACACAAUGCCAGGCAGGCGUUCCAUUCCAGCUCUAGAUUAACCAACACAGAAACGGCCGUCAGUCACAGCGCCAUAGACGAUGACUUUGGAGACUUUAUAAAAAAUAUUCAACAUCAAGAACAUGAUAUUUUCCAUCAAGUCGUAUUUUCUGAGAAGCGGUUUGGACGAGUUACCAAAUUGCAAGUUACACGUAUGUUUGACUCAUUGUGCAAAACAGGUUUUGCAACGGCAAGAACUGUUCAGCAACUCACAAGGUAUUGUGGGAGUUUGAUGGCAGAAGUACCGGCUAUUGAAAGAACCAAAUUAGUGCAUGAAAUAUGGGAUAAAGUAGAAGACCUAGGUAUGUAUGCUACAUACAAAAAACUAGUUGGCUUGCAUUGUCAGCAAGGUGAUAUGGAAGGGGCACGAAGGGUGUUAGAAAUCAUGAAAAGUGAAGACAUGCCAGUGACGAACACAGUAUUCAGAUACCUCAUCAUGGGCCAUGCCAGGGCUGGAGAUAUGGAAAGUGCAAAAGGAAUAUUGGAUCAAAUGAGGAGUGUUUCUUUAGAGCCCUCUGUGAAAACCCACGUGGCGUUGAUGUGUGCAUAUGCAGAGAAAGGUGAUAUUGACAACAUCAGAGAGAUACUGACCAAUUUGAAGACUGAAGGCAAUGCUGUUCCGUCUAUCUAUCUACUGUCUGUCAUCCACAGCCUUGCAGCCUCUGGUAACAAGCAACACAUACAAGAGAUCUUGGAUCAAAUAUCGUUUGAAUCUCUGUCCCAACCAGACAUUAUUAAUCUGUGUAUUACUUUAAUAACGGAGGAACACGAUGACGUUGCAUUUGAGAUUCUGAAACCUCAUCUCAAAGAGAGCCAGCAAAAGAUGAACUUAGUGGAAGGGCAGGAAUCUCAAAAAGCCAAUUUUUUUAUUCGACAGAUCGUAAAACUAGAAAGAGAUUUUUGCCACUUGCCUUGGGAGUUUUUUUUCGCAUGA